This is a messenger RNA of Plasmodium relictum, 960 nucleotides long. RefSeq names its product conserved Plasmodium protein, unknown function. Bases 1 to 960 code for a protein of 319 amino acids. The record is from RefSeq and is a predicted model, not a curated record. The transcript is spliced from 6 exons. Lineage: Eukaryota; Apicomplexa; Aconoidasida; Haemosporida; Plasmodiidae.
AUGGGAAAUUUCAUAGGAUUUAAAGAAAAUAAUAAAAAUAAAGAGAAUAUAAAUAUUUUUGAAAAAAGAUAUGGUUAUAAUUUGAAUGACUUACAUAGUUACAUAUAUAAAAUUAACUUACCUUUAAAACCACCAUAUAUAAACUAUGUAUUAGAAGAAAAAAACAAAAAAGCAAAAAAUUUCAUUGAGGAAUAUUCGAAUAAUGAAGAAGAUAAAUCAUUAAUUAAUACAUCAGAUCCUGUUGAUUUAUAUAAAAAUUAUGAAAGAGAAAAUAUCAAUAAUUCUAAAAAUAUUUAUAAAAAUAAAUUAAUAAUAAAUAAUAAGGAACCUAGUGAAAAAUAUGAAGAUAAAUAUGUCCAUCUAUCUUAUGAUAACAAUUAUGAAUAUGAUUUAAAUAAAAAUAAUAUUUACACAGAAGAUAAUAUAUCAAAUUAUAUUUUACAGAAACAUAUUUCUGAAAAUCAAAAUAAAGUUAAUAAAACUUAUGUUAAUUUAUGUUUAAACUAUUACAAUAACUUAAAUACAUGUGUAAUAAAAAAAUAUGAAAAAAAUGUACAAAACAAAAAGUAUAAAUUUACUCGUUUACAUACUUGUAAACCUCAUUAUGUAUUAUUUUCUAGAUGUAUUAAAUAUAGAGAUAAAAAAUUGAUGAAGGAAAUAAAGAAAAUAGAACUAAACUAUUUCAACUCUCUUAAUAAAGCCAAUAAAUCAUCUUAUUUAAAUGAAUUUUUAACGAAUAUAAAUUAUCAUGAGACAUUAUUUAGAUUCAUUUUCUUAAUUUUUUUUUUAUAUUCCUUUUUUUUUUUUUUUAGUAUGUUUAAUAAAGAGUUAGAAGAAUUAAGAGAAAGAUAUAAUAAUAUUUCAAAACACAAUGAAUCAACUGGUGAAGAAUUACAAAAUAUUAAUGUGGAAAAAAGAAAAAUAAAUUCAAAUAAAAAACAUUUAUUACUAAAUAUAUAA